Dreissena polymorpha is the source of this 1967-nucleotide messenger RNA. RefSeq lists its product as uncharacterized. The record is from RefSeq and is a predicted model, not a curated record. Lineage: Eukaryota; Metazoa; Mollusca; Bivalvia; Myida; Dreissenidae. The coding region runs from base 352 to 1434 and encodes 360 amino acids. The transcript has 4 exons.
GGGGUUUAAUUAAUGUGGAUGUGUGCUGGGUUACGUAAACAAAAAUAUAGCAACAUCAUAAAUCCACUUCUUCAACCUAUGAUUAAAUUUAAGCAACUUUAAAACCAAGGUCACAUUAAACCCAGAAUUUAACAAUCGGGUCCUGGUUUGCACCGUAGUUGUACUCAACCCCAAUAUACACAGACAAUUUUUGCUACGCCGUAGAGUUCCCGUUCUUAGUGGCACGCGCAUAAGAACCGAGUAGCGAAUAGUUCAAAAAGUGCAGGAAAAUUUAUGUUGCUUUGGAAAUGAAAUCAUGAUUUGACACUAGCGCAAUAUAUGCACGAAUUAUAGAAUAACAUAUAUUUUGAAAUGGUGUUAGGCCUACUCUGGAUAUUGUUCGGAUUAGUUUCGGAAGGAUGUUGUCAGAGUGGUCCAAGCGGAAGUGCUGUAGACCUCGCGAUCAUGAACCAGAAUAUGAUGAAACCGAACUGCCCGUAUACCCCUUGCCAGAGCGCUUGCCUCGUGCCUGACGACAAAACGCCCGGAUGUUACAUCUGCAACCCAUCGUGCACGCCUGCAGCAGUAGGGGGAACAGGGGGAAAUAUGGCGCCAAAUAUGAUACCACCCAUGUCUAAUCUAUACAACGGAGGCUUCAACUAUGGUCAAUGCCCGCCCAACUGUGAAACAUACUAUGAACAGAUGGCUGUCAAGUGCGCCUGUACAACACAAAAGCAAUCCGUCGAUACACAAGUAGCCACACCAUCUACGGCAACAACACGAUUGUCAACAACAACAACUCCUACGAAACUGACAACAGUUACCACAUUGAAGACAACCACAAUACCAAAGACUGUAGAGUCAAGCCCUACUCCAGUUUUAACACAACAACACACAGAAACAACCAAAAGUGCGUCCAUACAGUUUCAACCAACAAUAAAAUGGACCCAUCCAAAACAAGAUGACGGUUUUCCAAUGAACAUUGAAAGGACAUCCACAUUAAGUCUUUCAACACCAAUGCCAACACCAACAAAUUACCACCAAGAAGAACAAGAAAUAAAAGCACAAGAGCAUCUAACACAACAAUCUAACAAUGACUUUGAGGUUAAUAAACUGAGCUUCCUAUUGUUUGGGCUUAUGGGCAUAAUUAGUGUUUUCACAACCUUUUUCUUUUAUUCGUGGCGCAAAACACUUAACAAACUACGUCGAAACAAAGACGAAUUGUACUUUGUCCAGAAGGCCUACAGACAAAAUUCAAACCAGUCCGCACAGCCCCUAUGGAGCAGCGAGAUGUUGGACCCAGUCUACACAGAGGUGCCCCCAAUACCACCCCCGAGACCUCCCGUGGAUACUUGUACGCCUUUGCGUACCCUAUCAGUGUCAAGUGAGACCCCUAAAAAAGAGGGGCUGGAAACAAAAGAAGAAAAAGUGCACGAUUAUCUGGAACUUAUCUAAGAUUGUGAUCAGACAGACCGACAGACAGACGGACCAACCAGCCGAGCGACAGACGGGCAGACAGACCGACGACCGACAGACUGACAUGGAAACAUGAGCAGUGAAAAUACAAGCUUGAUUUGAAGUAUCAAUGUUGCACGUUUUAUUGAAAUAAUAACUAUGCAUUUCAGCAACUUCAUACCUCUUAAUUUCGUCAUACAAGUUUUUUUCACAACAUAGAUGUAUUUUGAACAAACUUGGAACAUUUAAACUGAACAAAAUGAGUGUUUCUAAGAAAGUCACAAUAGAGAAUUAUAAUGAGUGUUUAACUUCUGAACGAUGCUAAGAAAUUUGUGCACUCUUCUAAGACUGAAAAUAGAUGUAGUAAGAUAUACACAUGUAGAAAGAGUAUUCACAAUUCAUUGUGUGGAUUUUAAAGCGUUAUUAUUAGCAGGAUCAUCCAGAAUUCAGACUCAGAACACUGAAAACAGACUUUCUGACAAUUAUUUUCUGUGAUUUAUUUAUUAUCUUGAAUAAAACUUUUUUGAAGUUUA